Molecule: messenger RNA, 4650 nt
Organism: Drosophila yakuba
Lineage: Eukaryota; Metazoa; Arthropoda; Insecta; Diptera; Drosophilidae
Gene: bru3
Product: CUGBP Elav-like family member 4
Exons: 13
Coding region: 760-2028 (422 amino acids)
Biological process (GO): mRNA splice site recognition; regulation of alternative mRNA splicing, via spliceosome
Cellular component (GO): nucleus; cytoplasm; ribonucleoprotein complex
Molecular function (GO): mRNA binding
Source: RefSeq, a predicted model, not a curated record
AUAUUGAGUUCUGUGUAGUUAAGUCGGAAUAUUUCGUAUAGUUCUCGUCGACUGUCGUGUGACAUUUGUUCUUCGAUUCAGAAACGCAUAUUGAAACGCAGCGAUAAUACAAAUUACGAAUAUUCAAUGAAAAAGAUUUAAGCAAAACCAAAACAAAACCAAACAAAAUAAAAAACCAAACCAAAGAAAAUCAACCAAUUAAAAUUUAAAAUUUCAAUUCGCUUCAAAAAUAUAUAUUACAAAUAUAACAGCCAAUUUAAUCAAAUCAAAUUCGCCACAAAAAUCGCAAACAAAGUUUACAACAAUUCGUUUACUCAAAUCCCAUAACACAAAACAAGCUACAACUAAUUCAAAUAUAUAACUGUUAAAUCUAUCAGAGAGAAAGAAAAAGAGAUAGAGAAGUACUCGCGUGUGUUUAAAUACUGGAAAAUACAGAUAAGAUAAAUUAUAAUAAACACUAAGCCAUACACACAUUAUAGAAGGCUAACUACACGAAAAUACAUUAAAAUCAAUAAGUAACCAGUACAGAGUAACAGAGCAGACAGUUCAAGUGAAAAACCGAAACGAAACUUUCAAAAAGUGCUUAAAAGUAAUCAAAAGAAUUAUUCAAGAGAUACAAAUUAAAGGAAACAAAACUUAGACAAAUAAACAACGGUCAUUCACAGAGGAAGAUUUACGAAAAGCUUCCCACAGAAUCGGUGAAAAUCGUUAACAAUUUUUUCUCGCAAAGGCGCCACGUCCAAGAGCAAAUCGUUCCAUAUGGUUCAUAUUAUUGAAUUGGUCGGCCAGCCGAAGGUUGAGUUUGCUCAACAAGUUACUGUAAGUUGCCAUCAUCCAUUAAUACCACCAGCCAUCAAAUUAAUGAACCGUGCUUUACAGCUGAAGCCAGCUGAAAAUGAAAGUCGCAGCGAGCAUUUAGAUCGCAAGCUGUUCGUUGGCAUGCUCAGCAAACAACAGACCGAAGACGAUGUUAGACAAAUCUUCCAUCCCUUCGGCACUAUAGAGGAGUGCACCAUACUUCGUGGGCCGGACGGUGCUAGCAAAGGCUGCGCUUUCGUCAAAUUUGGUUCGCAGCAGGAGGCUCAGUCAGCAAUAACCAACCUACACGGAAGUCAAACUAUGCCGGGCGCAUCCUCCAGCCUGGUCGUCAAAUACGCCGACACGGAGAAGGAGCGACAAAUAAGGCGCAUGCAGCAAAUGGCCGGUCACAUGAACCUGCUGAACCCGUUCGUCUUUAAUCAGUUCAGUCCGUACGGCGCCUACGCCCAGCAACAGCAACAGGCCGCCCUGAUGGCCGCCGCUGCCACGGCACCCGGAUCCGCAGCCGCCUACAUGAACCCGAUGGCGGCCCUGGCAACGCAGAUACCUCAUGGCCUAAACGGCACCGGUCAGCCCCCCUCGCUGCCCUCGCCGACCAUGCCCAACUUCAACAUGGGCGCCAACACGCCCAACGGACAGCCCGGCGGAGCGGCUGCCGCUGCUGCUGCGGCAGCUGCCGCGGACGGCGUCUUCACGAACGGCAUUCCACAAACGGCAUUCCCAGGACAUCCGCUGCACUUGACUAUACCGCCACAAGGUUUGCCAAACGGCGAUGCUGCUACCCUGCAACAUGCCUUCCCUGGUCUGCCACCGUUUCCAGGAGUUGCCUUUCCCGCCGUCUAUGGACAGUUUCCACAAGCUUUACCACCUCCCCUAGCGGCGGUUGCACCCACUCAGCGUGAAGAUUUUCUGAUGUUCCCAGGAUGUUCGAUAUCCGGACCCGAGGGCUGCAAUCUCUUCAUCUACCAUUUGCCCCAAGAGUUUGGCGACGCCGAGUUAAUGCAAAUGUUCCUGCCCUUUGGCAAUGUGAUCAGCUCCAAGGUCUUCAUUGAUCGUGCUACAAACCAGAGCAAAUGUUUCGGAUUUGUUUCAUUCGAUAAUCCCGCCAGCGCUCAAGCGGCCAUUCAGGCCAUGAAUGGCUUCCAGAUUGGCAUGAAAAGACUGAAAGUUCAAUUGAAGCGGCCAAAGGAUGCCAGUCGACCCUAUUAACAAUCGGAGUUCCUUAAACGCAAUUCACAACAACCAACUGGAGCAACUACAUCAGCAACAGCCGCUUUGCCAACAACUACCGCAUUUUCAGCAGCCACGCCCACAUCGGCAGUAACCUCCGUAUCAGCAACAGUGACCACAACGGCCCACUAUAAUAACCUUGGCAGCAGCUUUAGGCCAACCCUAUCAUUGCCCCCUGAACGCUCCAACCACAAUGCCCACAUACCCUACACUUUUGCCAGCUGGCGCAGCGGCACAUACUGCUAUCGCAACAACAACAACAACAAUAACGAAAACUGCAGCGACAACAAAAACAACCACAGGAACGUACCCGAAUCCCAAUCCCAAAACGAUCCAUCAUCCAACACCAAUUGCUCCAAAGUUGAACUGGUCGAGAGACUAUUCAUGUGGCAACAGCAAAAGCGAAAGGCCUAAAUGCAACAUCAAACACGACAGCAACCAUAACAACUGCAGCUACAAUAAGGAGCAACUAUUGAUGGGAUGGUCGUCAACCAUGCUAUGUGAAAACGAUUAUAGAAAUGAAACAUGCAAAGCGUAUGUAAAAAAAAAAAUAAAAAAUAGUAAACAAGAAAAAUGUAAAUUAAAAAAAGAAAACCACUUAGAGCUGAAAAAUUGAAUAGAUUUAUAUAUAUAAUAUAUUUAUAUAUAUUUAUCCGAUUAUACAUUCAUCUGAAUGCAGUACAGCAGUACACACAAAAUAAUAAGAGAAACCCAAACAAAAAAGAAACCACAAACAAAAUUAUAAAUUGAGAAAUGCAGAAGAAUGACAGAAUUUUUGCCAAAAUAUCGAUUUAAUAAAAGUAUAUAUUUAUAGAAGCAAGAAACAAACAUUGAUAUUGAUAGUUUUGUUAACAACUAAAGAACAAGAACAUUGCACACCAGUACACUCCCACACUGAACACAAAACUUGAGACAAAAACUGACUGGCAAGAGACCAAAAUUAUCUGGGUUUUCAAAUAAAAAUAACAAAACAAAAAAAAAGAAAAAAAAACAAUUAAGGACGAUAAGAGCAGCAACCAUUUUAUAUGAGUAAUUGGUGAUGGGAAUUUAUAAAAAUUACAACCUCUGCGCAAGGAAAAUUAGUUGAAAAACAAAGCAAACACAAAAGAUGAACUAUUAAAACUGAAUUUGUUAAUCUGAUGAACUCGAUCGGAGUUUACAGUUAAUCGAGUAAAUUAGGAGGCAGCAGUUAAUGGAAAGGGUUAAAAUAUAGAUGGGAAAUAGAGGAAGUUAGGUGAGAAAGAAGACAAAGUAGGUCUGCAACUUUUUAGCAUUUAGUGGUAAGCAAAAUGGCAAAGAUUCAACAGAUGCAUAAACAGAUUAUAUGUACACAUGAAAAAUUAACACAAAAAUUCGAAUUUAAUUAAUUUUAAGUAAAAGAAAACGGAUAUAGGAAGUUAGAACUAGACGGGACAGAGCAAGCCACUUAAUAUGCGACGUGCUUUUAGGGGUAAGUCCAAUCCCCAAAGGGUUCGACCAGCCUCACCACAAGCAAAAAUAUCAUUUUUUAUAAUAUAUAAAUGAGUACUAAUUUUAGAAAUAUUAUAAUAUGGAUUUGUUAGAACUAUUGAAGAGAAUCAAAGUGAAGAAAGCUAAACAAAAACAUUAAAAAGAAUUAUGAAAUACAAUAUCUACAGCGAUCAUUUACGUUGGCCUAUAUUUUCUCUGAGGGAGAAAAUUCUUGUAAUUGUUUAAAUUUCUCAAUUUUUUUAAUUCGAUACCGUUUGGUUAUAAAAGUGUAUUUAAAAAUCGUAAACGAUUUUAUAGAAUAAUAAACAAAAUUUUGAAUAAAAUCAAACAACAACUUUACACUUAAACUUAGCUGCUUUCAACAAAAACAAUUACAGGUACUUACAGAUAUACAUGCAUAUAUAUAUAUAUAUAUACAUAGAAAUAUAUAAUAAAAGGAAGGAGAAAUGCAAAAAGUAAAUAAAAACACAAAGGAAAGAAAAGGAGAUAUAAAUAGGGCUACUGAAGGAAUGGAAAACAUAACAAACAUUUUGCUAUGAAAGUAUUACUAUAAAAAUAUAUACAAAAUAGAUAUACAAAACAGCAGAAAACUUAAAGUUUUGGCCACUUAUUUUCACAACCAGCUCCGAGAACGAAACCGAAACCGAUACAGAUAAUGAUUCAGAUUCCGAUCAAGUUGACCAUAGCGCGCCCUAGCCAGACUAAGCAAACUAUUUAACACUAAGCAUAUAUUAAUUAUUAUUGAUUGUUAUUAUAAACAAAAAUUACCAUUAGAAUUUUUAUCACAGUCAAAAAGGAAGCAAGUAUUUUUUAGCGAAACUAGAGAAUUUAUCACGGCCUAUUACAUUUAUUCAAUACUUUUGUUUUGUUUUUCACACUGACAUAGGACGACACAAUACCCCGCACAUCUACACUGAAAUCUAACUAAAUAUUAUCGUCAAUAAAACAAAAAAAAAACGUAAAAUGAGAUCUUUAUCCAACAUGUACUCAACUGUCUGUUGAAUCGAAUCUUUAACAAUUUAGCAGCAAAAUCUGUACAAAAGCGUGAAUAAGAAGAGGAGAAGGACCGAUGAGUCAAAUCUACAGCUAAAUAUGCCAAAAAAUAAGAUUAUGGAUAGUGAAAGGAUAACA